UUCUCUCUCUCUCCCAAAAGACUGAUCAGAGGAGAAGGGAAGAGCUUUACCAGAAGAAAGCAAGACAAUAAUUGAGGAAGAGACAGAACAAGAAGAGGUCCCAAGUUGGCUGAGAGAUGGAGCUCUUUUCAUCACAACCUGAUCUAUCGCUUCAGAUCAGCCCCCCAGACAUGACACCGGCAUCAGGUUGGAGAAAGCCAGAUGAAGACAUGGACUUAGGGUUCCUGAGGAGCAACAGUAUCACGACAGCCUUAAUGGAGAAGGCCGAGAGCAACACCUCUGAGGUCUCUUUAGCUGCUCGAAGCACCGCUGUCUCCACCACCACAAGUAACACCACUCUGCUACUACACCCCCUACCCCACCACCAUCACCACCACCUCCACUUCCACCACCACCAUCACCACCAUCCUCUGCUGCAUCAAGGGUACCACCAAGAUCUUAGCUUGCUGAGGCCCAUAAGGGGAAUUCCUGUGUACCAAAACCCGCCCACCUCGCCUUUGAUGCCACCAUAUCAGCAGCAGCAGCUUCUGUGUGACUCUUCUCCCUCUACUGAGUUCAAUCACUUUGCGACAACACAAGGCCUGUCAAGAUCAAGGUACUUGCCGUCGAGGUUCCCCAUAAAAAGGAGCAUGAGAGGUCCACGGAUGCGGUGGACAAGCGCACUCCACGCCCGCUUUGUGCAUGCUGUGGAGCUCUUGGGAGGCCAUGAAAGGGCUACACCCAAGUCAGUUCUUGAGCUAAUGGAUGUCAAAGAUCUCACACUGGCUCACGUGAAAUCUCACUUACAGAUGUAUAGGAGCGUGAAGACAACUGAUAGACCAACAAAUCCUUCAGCAGUUCAAUCUGAUGGUUUCGAGAAUCGAUCAUUCGGAGAAGUUUCAGAUGAUAAUUUGGUAGAAGUUCAUAAUCUGCAGAAUUCAGAAUCGUCAACUCAUAACGGGAGACCUGAUGCACAUCAUGGAAUCAAUCAAUGGGGCCAUUCUUCCAGCUGGGGAAGCUUUUCUGAUGACUUGGUGAGUGAUUCCACCACCAAUGGAAGCAUGGAGUCCUUCAAGGAGAUGCCAUCCGAGAGAUUUGAAAUGUAUCGUGACUUGAACUCACCUUGCCUCUCGGGGACAACAAGCCAAAGCAGGCUUAACCUUGAGAUCACCCUGGGUAGGCCUCACUGAUCGUGGAGAAAGAAAAAGGAAGAAAGCAAGAAAGAAAAGAAGACAGCCAUAAAGGAGAAAGAUUGAGGCAAAGUUCCACAGAGACUUGAAGCCUCAAUCAGUGACUCAAAUUGCCUGAGUUGGUGCCUUCCAUGCAUGUGCACGCCUUCUCUUUACAGCUUCCCAAGAAAGAGAGAAGGCAAUCAUGAAGCUAAGCAUCUCAUAUCAUUGCAAGAGACUUGUAGUGUCGAUACAUUUACCAUCUUGCAUGUCUUAGUUCUGCAAAGCAGAUUCUUGUAACAUGUACGGGUAUUCUCUCACAAGAAUGCCAUCAUAUCAUUCUGUGAGAGUUCUUAGAAGAAGCUAGUUGCACAAGCAUGAAUGGGAUUCGUAGGUAUAUCAGCAUCAUUAUAUUGCUGGUCUUCUCUCUCUAUGAA
Musa acuminata subsp. malaccensis (wild Malaysian banana) is the source of this 1585-nucleotide messenger RNA. RefSeq names its product probable transcription factor KAN2. Gene Ontology annotation, molecular function: transcription cis-regulatory region binding. Gene Ontology annotation, biological process: abaxial cell fate specification; regulation of DNA-templated transcription. The record is from RefSeq and is a predicted model, not a curated record. Lineage: Eukaryota; Viridiplantae; Streptophyta; Magnoliopsida; Zingiberales; Musaceae.